UAGAAUAAUAAAAAUAAAAUCUGGUACUAAUCGCAUGUGACACACAAUUUUAAAAUAUAUAAUCCAGGCUUUUGUAGUAUACUUUUUGAAAGUCCUCUAUAGUGUCUCUAAUGAUUUGUCCCCGCGUGUUUUACAUAGGGGGAAUUUCCGCAAUCUAAGUAGAGGAAGUGUCUAAAAACAAACGUUGCUACAUAACUAAGUGGGUAACAACAGAAAUAGGAACUUUGCAAAGCAGCUGCAAGAAGCAGCAGCACACUUACAAGAAAACCACAGCGGUAUAUUUUGUGCAUUUUUUUCAAGCAGUGCAGGUGCACACCCGAAGAGAAGCUUUGUGCAGGAGCUUCAGAGGAAAGAUGAGCGACUCACUAGAGAGGAUGACAGAGUGUCCCUUGUCUCUCGCCGAGGAGGACGCGGGCCCAGAUAAGGAGUGCGGCACAGAGUACCGCUGGGAAGAUGGAGGUCUGCCCGCGGCACUGCAGAGAGGCAUGGAGGACUUGCGAGUGAACCUCGAGCUGACUGAUGUGGUCGUGUGUGUACAAGGACGUGACUUCCCUUGCCACAGAGCCAUUCUUGCUGCGGCCAGUCAGUACUUCAGGGCCAUGUUCUGCAGUGGUUUGAGAGAGAGUCAAGAGGAAAGGGUGGAGAUGAAAGGACUGGACAGCGAGACAAUGCGGACUCUUCUGCAAUAUACUUACACCAGUCGGGCCCUCCUCACUCACUCAAAUGUGCAGAGUGUACUGGAAGCAGCCAGUCAGUUUCAGUUUUUGCGUGUGGUGGAUGCAUGUGUUGGCUACCUGAGCAGAUCCCUGCAAGCGGAUACUUGCAUUGGCAUCCUCAACCUGGCGGAUCGCUACGACCUUCGCACUCUGAAGACCAAGGCUCAGGACUACGUCGCCUCUCAGUUCUCCCAGGUGGUCGAGCAGCAGGAAUUUGUGGAAGUGGCGGCCGAGUCACUUGGGAACAUCCUGCAGAGGGACGAUCUGGACGUGAAGUACGAGGAGUGUGUUUUCGAGGGCCUCAUGCGCUGGGUGAGAGCCGAGCGGGACGAGCGACGCCACUUACUAGCCGGGUUGCUUUCGUUCGUGCGGCUGCCCUUGUUGGAGCCGGCGUACUUUGUGGACAAAGUGGAGGGUGAUGAACUCAUCCGCAGCUGCAGCGAAAGCUUUCCUCUUCUGCAGGAGGCCCGCAUGUUUCACCUCUCCGGAAGGGAGGUGGUUUCUGAACGAACCAAACCGCGCAUGCGCCACUUCCUGUCAGAGGUGUUCCUCAUCAUUGGAGGCUGCACUAAAGAUGACCGCUUCAUUUCUACCGUCACAUGUUUGGACCCACUCAGACGCAGCAGGCUCGAUGUUGCUAGGCUACCGGGAACAGGCAUGGAGGAGGAGGCUCAGAACAGGAAAUGGGUGGAGUUUGCUUACACCACCUUUCGCAAUGAACUCUAUAUAUCUGGAGGUAAAGAGACCCAGACGGAUGUUUGGAAAUACAACGGUGCUCUGGACAAGUGGAUUCCAAUCGAGCCUCUGACGACAGGCCGAUGGCGGCACAAAAUGGCCGUCCAAGGCGGGAGGGUGUACGCACUAGGCGGGUUCGAUGGCGUGCGUAGGCUCGAUUCCGUCGAGGCCUACGACCCUUUCCACAACCGUUGGACGCAGGUGGCGCCACUCGCAGUGGGUGUGAGCUCCUUUGCUGCUGCGAGCUUCGACAGGUGGAUCUACGUGAUCGGUGGCGGGCCCAACGGAAAGCUGGCGACAGAUUUGGUUCAACGUUGGGAACCCGGAACGGACAUUUGGGAGCGGCGGGCGCCGAUUCCCAUCGAAACCAAGUGCACCAAUGCUGUCAGCUUCAAGAAUUGCAUCUAUGUAGUUGGUGGCGCCAUGCACAGCAUAUAUUGCUACACCCCUCAGUCAGACUCCUGGUCUGUUGUGACAGGUCUGGGCGAUAGGGCUAGCUGCGCCAUCGCUGCCUGCAACAACAAACUCUUCAUCACAGGAGGCCGCGAUAACAAGAACCAUGUCAUCUCCACAGUCAUGUGCUGGGAUGUGGAUGAAGGAGUCUUGACAGAAGAAUGUGCUUUGCCCGUGGGCGUGUCGCACCACGGCAGUGUCACACUGCUGAAGUCCUACACACACGUGCACAGAGUGGCACCUGUGUCUGACCACCAAAGAAUUUGAAACGAAUGACAUUGGGUGUCCCUUUAGCCCAGCGAGAGACAAAAUCUUGGAGCUCCUGAACUCCUCUGAUUCAGCUAUUGUUGGAAAACUCCUUGCACGGACAUCAUCAUCUCGAUACCUGGUCUAUGGACUUCAAUUGAAGUCAAAACGUUUCUUUUCACUGACAUGUUUUGGUCGAAACACAGUUGUCUUCUGAUUAAUAUUCAUUUGUGGAUUAUGAAUUAUUAAGCCGAAAAGAAACUUUUGCUAAUUUUA
This is a messenger RNA of Syngnathus acus (greater pipefish), 2426 nucleotides long. RefSeq names its product kelch-like family member 6 (gene klhl6). The record is from RefSeq and is a predicted model, not a curated record. NCBI's taxonomy places the organism in Eukaryota, Metazoa, Chordata, Actinopteri, Syngnathiformes, Syngnathidae. The coding region runs from base 354 to 2171 and encodes 605 amino acids. Gene Ontology annotation, molecular function: protein binding. The transcript is spliced from 7 exons.